AUGCCUCAACCAACAGAUGUACCCUCAGUCAAGAGAUUCCUUGGUAUGGUGAAUUAUCUUUCCAAAUUUUUACCGAACAUUUCAACUAUCACCGAACCACUUCGUCAACUAGAAGCAAAAGAUGUUGAAUGGCACUGGGAUGAAAAUCAGCAAAAUGCAUUCGAAGAGAUAAAGAAACUCAUCAGUCAUCACAUGUCACCCUGUCCUACAUUACUACGAUGUCGCCAAGGAA
Paramuricea clavata is the source of this 232-nucleotide messenger RNA. The record is from the annotation of a GenBank genome assembly. Lineage: Eukaryota; Metazoa; Cnidaria; Anthozoa; Malacalcyonacea; Plexauridae.